Messenger RNA from Ictalurus punctatus (channel catfish), 1471 nucleotides. Its product is annotated as ATP-sensitive inward rectifier potassium channel 1-like. Gene Ontology annotation, molecular function: ATP-activated inward rectifier potassium channel activity. Gene Ontology annotation, biological process: potassium ion import across plasma membrane; regulation of monoatomic ion transmembrane transport. The record is from RefSeq and is a predicted model, not a curated record. Gene Ontology annotation, cellular component: plasma membrane. NCBI's taxonomy places the organism in Eukaryota, Metazoa, Chordata, Actinopteri, Siluriformes, Ictaluridae. Bases 33 to 1121 code for a protein of 362 amino acids. The transcript has a single exon.
UCUUACUGUACAGAGUGUUCUUGGUCUUGAAAAUGGCACACACUCCAGCACAGUUGCUCAGAGACUAUCUGACUGAGUGGCGGAUACGUCAAAACCGCCUGGUGACCAAAGAAGGCCAUUGCAACAUUGAGUAUUCCAAUGUACAGUACAAAAAAUGGUCCAGUUUCAUGCAAGACAUUUGGACCACUUUAGUGGAGAUCCACUGGACGUUUAUUAUGUUCUUUUUUGUGUCUUCAUUUAUCCUUAGCUGGUUUGUAUUUGCACUUUUUUGGUACUGGGUCGGUGGUACCAAUGGUGACUUGUGGUGGCAAAACCCAUCAGCUAACCACAGUGCAUGUGUGGUUAAUGUCUAUGACCUUACCACUGCCUUUCUGUACUCACUGGAGACACAGACAUUUAUUGCUUAUGGCGCACGAGCCAUUACCACAUUUUGCCCAGGUGCCAUUGCUGUCUAUGUUUUCCAGGUUAACCUUGGUACUAUCAUUCCCUGCUUUUGGGGUGGAGUGGUAAUGGCCAAAAUCUCACUGCCCAAGAGAAGAGCCAAAGCAAUCAUAUUUAGUAAGAUGGCUGUCAUCUGCUCUAGACAAGAUACUCUGUGUCUAAAGAUACGACUGGCCAAUCUGCGCAAAUCACUGAUGAUUGGAACGCAAAUAUAUGGCAAGCUUAUUAAAACAACAACCACACCUGAAGGAGAAACCAUCAUCAUGGAUCAGGUCAACAUUGAGUUCACUGUGGAAACUGGGAAUGAAAACCUCUUCUUCAUCUCUCCACUGACUCUCUACCAUGUGAUAGACAAAACCAGUCCGUUCUUUGAAAUGACAAUGGACACUCUUCAGAAUCAAGACUUUGAGCUUGUCGUGUUUAUGGACAGUGUUGCUGAAUCCACCAGCUUCUCUUGCCAUGUGAGGACUUCCUACAUGCCUAAGGAGAUCAUGUGGGGCUUCCAGUUCCUCCCUAUUAUCUCCCGCAGCAAAGAGGGAAAGUAUCGUGUGGACUUCUCGAACUUUUCUAAAGUUAUGCGCGUGGAAAGUCCACAUUGUUCCCACUGCUUUCACAAUGAGAAAGCACAUCAACACUCCGGCGAUGGCACUGACAAUGAUGGCUUUGACUGUGAUAUGUGACCACUUGUCAGGAAGGUCUACCAGAUACAACGAAGAUCAAACCUGAAAACAGUAAUAAUUUUUUAAUUAAACUUUCCAAGAUUAACGAGGAGAUCGCUGCUUAUUAUGAAGUUAUGCAUUUUUUAUUCAGACCAAACAUGUAGUUUUCUUAACAAGAUUAAUUCAGUGUCAUCAUGUUUCAUUAAGUUAGCUGUAUUACUCAACUUAAAUUAAUUACCAUUUACCAAUUUAAAGCUGACACUUGUAAGAUUGCAUUACUUUACAUUACAUAGUACAGCCAGAACGACUAUGUAUUUGUUUGAGUAAUCGUUUUGUGUUAAGAUAUAGAUUUGUUUCUUUAUUUUCAGUGA